GAGAGCCCAUAGAUUUGUGUUACACUAUAAAAGUUAAGGCUGCUUUGAGAUUCGCCAUCAGUUCAGUGCUAAUCAUUCACAUCGAACCAUCUGACAAAAUGAAAGUUUUCGUAGUCGUUGCCCUUCUUGCCACCUGUGCCUUGGCUGCCCCACAAAGAGGUGUCGGCAGUGCUGGCGCUUCUGCCAAUGCCGCAGCUUCGGCCAAUGCCAAGGGUAGUGGUGGUGGUUUUGGCGGUCCAGGAGCUGGUUUCGGUGGCGGUCCUGGAUUCGGUGGUCCUGGCGGUUUUGGCGGUCCUGGUGGUUUUGGCGGUCGUCCCGGUGGUGCUGGCGGUGCUGCCAGCGCCGCUGCUAAUGCUGCUGCUUCUGCCAAUGCCAAGGGUAAUGGUGGUGGUUUCGGCGGUCCUGGCGGUUUUGGCGGCCCUGGAGCUGGUUUCGGUGGACCUGGUGCUGGUUUCGGUGGACCUGGUGGUUUCGGUGGUCCUGGUGCUGGUUUCGGUGGUGCUGGCGGUGCUGCCAACGCCAAUGCUAACGCUGCUGCCAAUGCCAAUGCUGCCGGUGGUGCUGGUGGUCUCGGUGGUUUCGGUGGUCGUCCUGGUUUCGGUGGCGCUUCUGGUUCUGCUUCAGCAUCUGCAUCUUCAUCGGCCACAGCCUCCGGCAACGGCCGUGGUGGUGCUGCUGGUGCCAAUGCCAGUGCUACCGCUACUGCCAACGCUGGUGCCGGUGCUGGCAAACGCGGUUAAACCCUGCGAAUAGCUUGUAAGCCUUUUUUUAAAGUAGUUUUGUGAUAAAUUAUUGUUAAAUUAAUAAAAUAAUUUUGUAAAAAAGUUUAAAAAA
Musca domestica (house fly) is the source of this 834-nucleotide messenger RNA. RefSeq lists its product as uncharacterized. Lineage: Eukaryota; Metazoa; Arthropoda; Insecta; Diptera; Muscidae. The record is from RefSeq and is a predicted model, not a curated record. The coding region runs from base 99 to 740 and encodes 213 amino acids. The transcript has a single exon.